This is a messenger RNA of Tricharina praecox, 2297 nucleotides long. RefSeq lists its product as uncharacterized. Gene Ontology annotation, molecular function: guanyl-nucleotide exchange factor activity; small GTPase binding. Gene Ontology annotation, biological process: vesicle-mediated transport. NCBI's taxonomy places the organism in Eukaryota, Fungi, Ascomycota, Pezizomycetes, Pezizales, Pyronemataceae. Gene Ontology annotation, cellular component: cytosol; endocytic vesicle. The record is from RefSeq and is a predicted model, not a curated record. The transcript has 4 exons. The coding region runs from base 188 to 2110 and encodes 640 amino acids.
GCUAUCACGUGAGGGAUCAUCGGCAUGUGCGAGUUAUCUAUCCAGGGUAUGUCGUUAGCGCGCCGUGGGAAGGAACGGCUGGAGAGCUUGAGACAAGAUACUCAACACGAACAACACAAGAGAUCGAGAGGAAGAAGAGAGGGAAUCAAUUACAGUCACCACUACAUACUCCUCCCCGAAAUCUCCAAUGUCAUCAUCACUGCAAGGAACUCCCUUGCCCUCGUCCGCCUCGUCCCUCCGCUCCGCCUCACCCGACACUCGCCCCUCCCUCCGCGUUGCCCGCUCAUUUACGCGUCUCGAGUCCACCGAUGGCACCGGUGACCCCCUCACAGACUCUCUCUCGCGUCUGAAAGGCGAACCGCCGGUCCCAGAGCACGAAGACCCCGCCUCCUCCGAAGAUGAGGAUGGCAAUCCGCUCAGCUCCGCACUGCUGCCGGAAGGCUUUGACGAGCUGCCGCCGGAUCUGCUGACGCUGGCCGACCGCUUCAUUGACUCCCUGACGAAGCCCGUGCAUCCGGCACCCGUCAACGUGGCGCAGCUGGCAGAGUUGUUUCAGCAGUUCUAUGGUACUGCGCAGCAGGCGAUCGGGAAGUACGUCUCGCAGUCGUAUCAGGCGUUAGCUUCGAAGAAGCCGGGAUCGAGGACCCCAACGACGCAGAUGCUCUCCAAGGCCGAGAUGGUGCAGAAGAAGCGUGACAGGAAGCUGCUGGAGAUUCGCCGGAUAGCGCUCGAGGAAGCUAUCGAGAAGCGGGUUACUGAGGGCAUGUACGAGAAGAUAUGGCGACACAAGAGCACGGAAGACGAAGCACGGGACGAUAGCUUGCACAGCAAGAUAGCCGCACUCAAGGUGGUGGGUGUGAACCUAGGACAUCUCGGUGUUGAGCUGGCUUCGGAGGCGAAGGCGAAGCUGGUGGAUCACGAGCUGCAAGGGGCCAUCAAAGCUUUAACCGCGAUGAACGGAAAGAAGUAUCCUCUUGGGAAGCUGUUGCUCUUGAAACAGGCACACAAGGCUAUCGUUGAUUGUCUCACCAAUCACAUCUCAACCACUGAUGCCGACUCCCUCUUGCCUACGCUUAUUUACACCCUGAUCCUCUCCCCACCGGAACCCCAACUAAACGCCAUCUCGAAUCUUCACUUCACGCAGCGUUUCCGAGCCGCCAACUUCAUCGACGGCGAAGCCGCCUACUGCCUCACCAAUUUCGAAGCCGCCAUAUCCUUCCUCGAAACAGUCGAUCUAGCAACCCUCAACAUCGGCAUAACAGACAACAUCGACGGCACCUCUUCGCCAGCGUCUUCCCUUAGCUCCCUCAACCAAACCCUCAAGCCACACACCCUUCCAACGACCACAACUACCACUAACAUCACUGCCUUGCCCACACACACCUCCCCACCCGCAAUCCGAGCCCGCGGAAUCUCAUACCUGACCCCCAUCGACAUCGCGACAACCGCGGCCAAUACAGCCGUCUCUACCGCAGACCAAGGCAUCCGCGGUAUUGGGGUUGCUCUGGAAAGCAGCUACAAGUUCCUCUUUGACCGCACGCAAAUCGCACCAAAGACGCUCGAGGACGCACGCAAACUCGUCGAAUCCCCCAGCAACCCCGUCAUCACCGCGCUCCAACGAGCAGACUCGGAUAUGGGUAGUAUUGAUGAGAGGCCUAGGUCCCUCCGUGAACCAUCCCCGGCUCCUCCACCGGCCCCGAGCCCUUCGCCUGGGAGAGCGGCCGCUGCUGCUGCCGCCGCGAGUCUAGAGCCGCUAAAGCAUAUUGGACACAUCGGCAGCUCGAUCGGAAGAUUCGCUAAUAUCGGCAUGAGGGGACUGGCACGAGUGGCGCCUACACUCCCGCCGCCUCCCCAGGCCCAGACCCCAGAGAAGAAGGAACAGGUCAAAGACCUCCUCGAAACAUUUCCGGAUCUGGCGAUCUCGAAGGACUUUUCACAGUUACGAACAGGGGCGGCGGAUGGAGGGGUGAGUAAACUAGACUAUAAAGUCGACGAGGGACUUGCUGGAUGCAUGGACGUGCGGGAGUUGAGGAUUAAGGAUGUCGAGGGCUUGCUGAGGGAGUACAAGACGCUUGUUGCGGAGUUGAAGAGGAGGAGACUGGUGGACUAGGUAGCGCGAGGACUUUUCGUUUGGUGUUCGGGUUGUACUUGAUUACUUGAUUCUUUAUGACGUUUGAUUUGUUUAUUUUAUGGGCUUUUUGUUUGUUUGCGUGGGCAUUGUAGGUUUUAGAAUACGAAUAUCUAAAGCGCGGAUGUGCAUAGGUGAUUCCGGAGACGUGCGGCUUUCGUCUGGACAG